This is a messenger RNA of Gloeophyllum trabeum ATCC 11539, 3487 nucleotides long. RefSeq lists its product as uncharacterized. Gene Ontology annotation, molecular function: sterol binding; electron transfer activity; protein binding. Gene Ontology annotation, cellular component: nuclear envelope; intracellular membrane-bounded organelle; membrane. Gene Ontology annotation, biological process: maintenance of cell polarity; piecemeal microautophagy of the nucleus; endocytosis. Lineage: Eukaryota; Fungi; Basidiomycota; Agaricomycetes; Gloeophyllales; Gloeophyllaceae. Bases 1 to 3441 code for a protein of 1146 amino acids. The record is from RefSeq and is a predicted model, not a curated record. The transcript is spliced from 11 exons.
AUGAGCUCGUCUUCGCUACGGUCUAUCCGAAUCGGCGAUGCAGGGUCGAUAGAGCCUCUAUACCAGGUUAAACUGUUGUCAGCACUUCGGAGCGGCGACCCAGCUUUAAUACACCCUUUCCUGGCGGAAAUAGCCCGGGACAGACGCAAAUCUGAGGAAGGGGACGUUGACGUCGGAGCAGCGGCGCUACACUUGGCCAUCCGAUGCGCGAGCUGUGAUACGGUUGCUUUGCUCUUGUCGCAUCGUUCCAUAUCCCCGAAUGCCGUACACCCACCGGGAUCUGGUACCACCGCCCUUCAUCUCGCCGCCUCGCUGGGCCGGGCGGACGUCGUUAAGCUAUUGCUAGAACAGGAUGGAAUAGACGAUACCCUCAGGGAUAGCCAUGGACGAAGCUGCUUGGACGUGGCCAAGGGGAAGGAGGUCAUUAGAGCUAUACAAGACUCGCGCUCUUUUCUCAACGCCCAGUAUCUGUCUCUCCUCCGUUCCUAUAUCUACUCACCUCCACCGGAACGACCACCUCGGGCGCUUAUAGCCCUACUUGAAUCCCCGCGAGCCAAGCUCAUCGAUCUCUCACAUAUCGAGGAGAGUUCUGGAACGACCCUGUUGCAUGAAGCUGCGAGGAGGAAGGACCUGAGAUUAGUCGAAUUGGCUGUUCGUGCUGGCGCGGAUGUGUUUGCGCGAGAUCGGAAAGGACACCCAGUUGGGCACGGUCUACCCAAGGACGAUAAAGUUCGGGUAUUUCUUAGACAAUUCACCAACCAUGACACGACCCUGCUUGACGUACCUUCCACAGAGCCCCCGACAUUGAAAGGCUACCUCAACAAGUACACAAACGUUGCCCGGGGCUAUAAUACACGUUGGUUCGUGCUCAAGGACGGUGUAUUAUCAUACUAUCGCCACCAGGGAGACGAAAAUAUCGCGAGCCGCGGCUCCAUCGCUAUGAAGAACGCGGUGCUCAAGAUCGCACCGGGCGGUGAGCACCUCCGGUUCGAAGUCCACAGCAUUCCUCCGCGUGGGCACUCGGGCCAGCAGAAGUGGUACCUCAGAGCGAACCACCCUGUGGAAGCCGCGCGAUGGACCCAGGCAAUUGGCAAGAGCAUCGAGUGGGCGAAGAAGCACGUUGCGGAGGACGAGGGCCGGCGGAGCAUCGAGAGUGAAGUUGGGCUUGCGAGCAUCAGCCGGGGCAGCGCGAGUAGCCUCAAGGUGUCGGCGUAUGCGACGGUGCGGACGCGUCGCGUGGAGGGGAGUGGUGGGGAAUCUGCGGCAAGUUCGGCGGCGGAGGAUAAUGGCGGACCGCCCAGCUACACGGAGGAAAGUCAUCCUGGCGCGGGUUACGAAACGGGCAACGAAGAAGAGGAGAACGACGAUUCUUCCGCUGCCGAGUCCACGAACCGCGUGCCGCCUCAUGAAGCACAGUUCGAGCUCCAGGGGAACUCCGUCGCUGCUCAGAUGGAUUUGACUGCUCAGCUAUUGUCAAAGCUGUCGACGUCGUCGGAGCCGGAGCUGAAACGCGCGCUAAAGGAGUCAGUUUCUACGGUACAGGGCAUGAUUAACGACUAUAUGCAAAUGGUCCGGGACCGAGACGAAUGGUGGAAAGCCAGAUUGGAGAGGGAGAGGAAGAGGCAGGAUGUAUGGGAAGAGUCGCUCAAGGCUGUGGUGAGGGAAGGCGAGCUGCUGGAAAAUGAGCUCAGGAACAGAUCAAGGCGCAAGAGUCGAUUACUCGAUCCCAAUUCCGUAAGCGAUGGGAUGGGCACGGUGAAGCAGAGACCGUCAUCUUUGGCCCUCACUUCCCCUCCUCCAGGAUCAGUAUCCUCGACCACUGCCCAGUCUCUAUUUGCUUCUGCGGUUGACUCGCUGGCGGAGUCCGAGGCCCCGGUAGCACUUGCUUCUCCACCUGCCGCACCCGGUACGUCGUCUACUAUACGACUUCAGGACCACCGGCAGUACCCGUUGUCUGUCGUGCCGUCACCAGGUGUUCCUGAAUCGGAAGUGGAUACAGAUGAGGAAGACGAGUUCUUCGACGCGAUAGAAUCAAAUGCUUUGCCUAAUCUUGUAGUCAGUCAAUCCCUUACACAGGGACACCCUCCAACUCCUUUGCCUUCCUACUUCAACACGGAUCAAUACGCCGGGUAUCGACAGCUGAGGGAUCGACUGCCAAUCGACGCAGAUAACAGACCGUCCACCAGUCUUUGGGCCGUCCUCAAGCAUAGUAUUGGCAAGGAUCUCACGAAGAUCAGUUUCCCAGUUUUUUUCAAUGAGCCGACCAGUAUGUUGCAACGGAUGGCGGAAGACAUGGAGUUCUCCGAAUGCUUGGAUGCUGCCUCGGCAGAACCAGACCCGCAUCGCAGGAUCGCGUACGUCGCGGCCUUUGCUAUGUCCAACUAUUCAUCAACCAUUGGGCGAAUAGCGAAGCCGUUCAAUCCAAUGCUGAGCGAAACCUUUGAAUAUGUCAGAUUGGAUAAGGAGUACCGCUACGUGUCAGAACAAGUUAGCCAUCAUCCGCCUAUCUCUGCUUGCUGGGCAGAAAGCCCAUCGUGGAAUUAUUAUGGCGAGGUCGACGCUCAGAACAAGUUCAUGGGCAAAUCAUUUGAGAUUCGACCAACGGGGAUCGCGCAUGCCGACAUCGUUAUCCCGGAGGAAUGGGGACCUGGGUAUCCAAGAGCUAUGUCCCCCGUACGGGCGGGGAAGGUGGUGGAACACUUCUCCUGGAAGAAAGUUACUACCAGUGUUUCUGGCUUCAUACUAGGCCAACCGACUAUCGAUCACUACGGAGAUAUGAUUAUCACGAAUCACAGAACCGGAGAUCAAUGCGUCUUAACCUUUAAGCCUAGAGGAUGGCGAGGGAGAGACGCUUUCGAAAUCUCUGGCUACGUGAUGGGGUCGGACGGCAACGUGACCUACGAAAUUGCUGGUCGGUGGAACAGUCAAUUGGUGGCUCGCCGUGUGGGAACAGGGAUCGGGUCCCUGCAUCCAGACGUCUCGGUCAACGGGCCUUCCUCGCCUACGUCAAAACCGGAGUACAUCCUGCUUUGGCGUAACUCAGAGAAGCCACCUGCACCAUUCAAUUUGACGCCAUUUGCCAUAACUCUGAAUGAUUGCCCUCCCACACUUCGACCCUUCAUUUGCACUACGGACUGUAGGCUCCGGCCGGAUCAGCGUGCCUUCGAAAUGGGCAAAUAUGAAAGGGCUAAUGAGCUCAAGAACAAGCAGGAGGAGUUCCAAAGGGCGACGAGAAAGGCAAGAGAGGAGGGCAGAUUGCCUCCACAUCGGCCCAGGUGGUUCAGUGCCGAGACGGACGCGGAUACCGGUGAAAGGGUCUGGGCACCCAGUCGGAUCGGUAACGCGGUCGAAUAUUGGCUUGAAAGAGAACGUGUGUGGAAGGAGGGAGGCAAUGUUCCCUGGAAGGAAGUAGAGAAGAUAUUCAUCGACGAUGAACCGUAAGAAGAUGUACUUCUAAUUGUACAUAGACCAUGUUGUAUUGCGACAG